AUGGUCAGCUCCUGUUGUGGCUCCGUCUGCUCUGAGGAGGGCUGCGGCCAAGGCUGCUGCCAGACCACCUGCUGCAGGCCCACCUGCUGCCGCCCCAGCUGCUGUGUGUCCAGCUGCUGCAGACCCAGCUGCUGUGUGUCCAGCUGCUGCAGACCCAGCUGCUGUGUGUCCAGCUGCUGCAGACCCAGCUGCUGUGUGUCCAGCUGCUGCAGGCCCAGCUGCUGUGUGUCCAGCUGCUGCAGGCCCCAGUGCUGCCAGUCUGUGUGCUGCCAGCCCACCUGCUGCCGCCCCAGCUGCUGCCGCCCCAGCUGCUGCAUCUCCAGCUGCUGUCAGCCCUGCUGUGGUGGUUCCAGUUGCUGCAGCCCCUGUUGCCGUCCCUGCUGUCGUCCCUGCUGCCGCCCUUGCUGCUGUCUGAGACCAGUCUGUGGUCAGGUCUGCUGCCAAAGCACUUGCUACCGUCCCACCUGUGUCAUCUCCACCUGCCCCCGCCCCAUGUGCUGUGCCACCCCCUGCUGCUGA
This is a messenger RNA of Apodemus sylvaticus (European woodmouse), 519 nucleotides long. Its product is annotated as keratin-associated protein 4-6-like. Gene Ontology annotation, cellular component: keratin filament. Lineage: Eukaryota; Metazoa; Chordata; Mammalia; Rodentia; Muridae. The coding region runs from base 1 to 519 and encodes 172 amino acids. The transcript has a single exon. The record is from RefSeq and is a predicted model, not a curated record.